AGUGAGAGUGAGAGUGAGAGUUGGGUAGAAAUGGGCAUUUUGUCUGAGGAUAUGAUCUUGAUAAAAAAGGCUGAGAAGCCAGGAGAUCACACUGUGAUUACUGUGAAUUGCCCUGACAAGACUGGGCUGGGUUGUGAUUUGUGUAGGAUCAUAUUGCUGUUUGGCUUGAGCAUUGCCAGAGGAGAUGUUUCGACGGAUGGUAAAUGGUGUUACUUAGUUUUCUGGGUGAUUGGGAGGCCAACGACAAGGUGGGAUUUGUUGAAGAAGAGGCUAUUGGAGGUGUGUCCCAUGUGUUCACCGGCUGUCUCGGAAAUUUACUAUUACAGACCUGAAUUUCAGCAGCCCAAGCCACCAGAUGUGUUCUUAUUGAAGUUCUGGUGUUACUAUGUUCGCAAGGGCCUCUUACAUGAUGUAACCAAGGUUCUGUGUGAGCUAGAGCUUACAAUAAAGAGAGUUAAGGUAUCCACAGCCCCAGAUGGGAGAGUGAUGGAUCUCUUCUUUGUCACGGACACCAGAGAACUUCUUCACACUAAGAAGAGACAAGCGGAAACAAUUGGCUCUCUGGAAGCUGUACUAGGGGAUGCCAUCAUAAGUUGUGAGAUUGAACGAGCCGGUCCAGAAGUUACUGCAUGCUCACACGGGUCCUCUUUUCUUCCCUCAGUAAUUACACAAGACAUGUUUUGUUUAGAGCUGCCGAGCAAACACCGAAAUGGUUUUCUUGCCUCCAACUCAGUAUCUAUUACAGUUGAUAAUUCUUUCAGCCCGUCUCACACCCUCGUUCAAAUCCUCUGCCAAGAUCACAAAGGUCUCAUUUACGACAUCAUGAGAACCCUAAAGGAUUACAACAUCCAGAUAUCUUACGGGCGAUUCUUCGCAAGUGCAAAGCGGAACUGUGAGGUGGACUUGUUCAUUAUGCAAGCAGACAGGAAGAAGAUAGUAGACCCUCAUAAGCAAAACGCCUUGUGCUCUCGUCUGAGAAUGGAGCUUAUCCGUCCUCUAAGAGUUGAUGUGUUGAGUCGUGGCCCUGACACCGAGCUACUAGUGGCAAAUCCUGUCGAGUUAUCUGGCAGGGGCCGGCCACUUGUUUUUUAUGAUAUUACCCUUGCUCUCGAGAUCCUAAACAUACUCGUCUUCUCGGUGGAGAUAGCGAGACACAGGAUUCAUGAUCGGGAAUGGGAGGUUUACAGGAUCUUGCUCGACGAUGGGGAUGGUUUUCCUUUGCCGAGGAACGAGAUCAAAGAGUGUGUUCAAAAGAAGUUGAUGGGUUGGGAAUGAGUUAUAUAUCUAACUAAUAUCAGCUAGGAGUGUAGUUGGCCACUACUGUGCACUAUUGAGUUUUGAUGUAUGUGUAUUUUUUUAAUCUUUUGUUUUUUGGGGAGUCCCACGAAUCUCAACUGCUGCUAAGUAGCCCUUAAGUGUAAAUUAUGUAACGUGGUUUAGGAAAUGCUAAGUUUUAAUUUUCUCCAUGUCUCCAUCUUACAUUAGGACAAAUUCUAUUUUCUGUAAA
Camellia sinensis is the source of this 1507-nucleotide messenger RNA. RefSeq names its product ACT domain-containing protein ACR10. Lineage: Eukaryota; Viridiplantae; Streptophyta; Magnoliopsida; Ericales; Theaceae. The record is from RefSeq and is a predicted model, not a curated record.